Poecile atricapillus (Black-capped chickadee) is the source of this 1467-nucleotide messenger RNA. It is a transcript of the gene UBB, whose product is annotated as ubiquitin B. Gene Ontology annotation, molecular function: protein tag activity; ubiquitin protein ligase binding. The record is from RefSeq and is a predicted model, not a curated record. Gene Ontology annotation, cellular component: cytoplasm; nucleus. Bases 20 to 1309 code for a protein of 429 amino acids. Gene Ontology annotation, biological process: modification-dependent protein catabolic process; protein ubiquitination. Lineage: Eukaryota; Metazoa; Chordata; Aves; Passeriformes; Paridae. The transcript has 2 exons.
GGACUACUUUGGAAGGCGGAUGGACACGUUAGUUUUGGUGGGCGGGGCCUGUGUGCCCAGACACUGUAUAAAUACGGGAGGGUGUGCGUCACUUGGCAGAUUCCAGGUUUAUCGCCGCUGGAUACAUUUUACAGACGCAUCGCUCAGGGCCGCAGACGUCAACAUGCAGAUCUUCGUGAAGACCCUGACUGGCAAGACCAUCACCCUUGAGGUAGAGCCCAGUGAUACUAUUGAAAACGUGAAGGCCAAGAUCCAGGACAAGGAAGGCAUUCCCCCAGACCAGCAGAGGCUGAUCUUUGCUGGCAAGCAGCUGGAAGACGGGCGCACCCUGUCUGACUACAACAUCCAGAAAGAAUCCACUCUUCACCUGGUGCUGCGCCUGAGGGGAGGAAUGCAGAUCUUCGUGAAGACCCUGACUGGCAAGACCAUCACCCUUGAGGUGGAACCCAGUGACACCAUCGAGAAUGUGAAAGCCAAGAUCCAGGACAAGGAAGGCAUUCCCCCAGAUCAGCAGAGGCUGAUCUUUGCUGGGAAGCAGCUGGAAGACGGGCGCACCCUGUCUGACUACAACAUUCAGAAGGAAUCCACCCUGCACCUGGUGCUGCGCCUCAGGGGUGGGAUGCAGAUCUUUGUCAAGACCCUGACUGGCAAGACCAUCACCCUGGAAGUUGAGCCCAGUGACACCAUCGAGAAUGUGAAAGCCAAAAUCCAGGAUAAGGAAGGCAUUCCCCCAGACCAGCAGAGGCUGAUUUUCGCUGGCAAGCAGCUGGAAGAUGGGCGCACCCUGUCUGACUACAACAUCCAGAAAGAAUCCACUCUUCACCUGGUGCUGCGCCUCAGGGGUGGGAUGCAGAUCUUCGUGAAGACCCUGACUGGCAAGACCAUCACCCUGGAAGUUGAGCCCAGUGACACUAUUGAAAAUGUGAAGGCCAAGAUCCAGGACAAGGAAGGCAUUCCCCCAGACCAGCAGAGGCUGAUCUUUGCUGGCAAGCAGCUGGAAGAUGGGCGCACCCUGUCUGAUUACAACAUCCAGAAGGAAUCCACCCUGCACCUGGUGCUGCGCCUCAGGGGAGGAAUGCAGAUCUUUGUCAAGACCCUGACUGGCAAGACCAUCACUCUUGAGGUGGAACCCAGUGACACCAUCGAGAAUGUGAAGGCCAAGAUCCAGGACAAGGAAGGCAUUCCCCCAGAUCAGCAGAGGCUGAUUUUCGCUGGGAAGCAGCUGGAAGACGGGCGCACCCUGUCUGACUACAACAUCCAGAAGGAAUCCACUCUUCACCUGGUGCUGCGCCUCAGGGGUGGCUGUUAAGUUCUCGUGCAUCUUGCUUGACACCAGGAUUGCCAGUGGCACUUGUGUUUGCACUGUAGUUCUUCAAUGUCUUAAGUUAAUGCAAGGUUAAUGCAAGCUUGAAUAACUGCUGAACAACUGUCUGUUGAAAUGCUAAUAAAGUUUUCUGUUGCACAUUA